GAGGGAGGAAGGGGCCCCGGCGGCCGGCAGCGGGCGGGAUCCUGCGAGGCGCGUGAAGCCUCGCUGGCGCCUCGUCCGGGACCCCGGCGCUGGCGGGCGCGGAGUUUCUCACGACUAGCCGAGCCCGCCUCUGCUGACUACAUUUCAGAAAGCAUCAACUUUUCUCAAUGGGCCCAUUCAUCAAAUGAACAUUUAAAAUCUUUGGACUUCAUCAUAGAAAAAUUUAUAUCCCAAAAUGAAAAUGAGAACAUUCAAGGUGAUUUAAGAUAUGGACAUUUGAGAAGGUGUCCCAUCAAAUCAGUGAACUAAAGAAUAAGAACUAAAUAGAUUAAUCUUAUAUGCUUAUUAUUUUUAAAACCAAGAGAAUUUCAUCUUGAGAGAAAAGCAACUUUUACUGAAUAUGUAUUUUAUGAAAAUAAAGGAGAGAGACAAGAACGGAAUUAGAAGAAAAUAGAUGAAGAUGCUUAGUAAAUAAGCAGUCAACUCGUUCCUGAUUAAGAUAACUCAGUGAUGUUAAAUCCUUUCAAAAUCUUGAUUGUGGUCCUAAACACAAGGCUCUUUUUUGAUGGGACUCUUUUUAUUAAGGGAAAUAGGAGCUCUUGUGUAUCCAGCUCAUAGUUGUAGAACUUACAGUCGUUGGCAUGACAGAUUUAAAAGAGGAAGUAAAGAAGCUUUUAACUAUUUCCAAAAGUGCAGUCACUUUUUUAUCACUGUGAUUUUAAAAGCUUCUUCAUAACCAUUUUUAAAAAAUUUAUAACUAUUUUAAAAGAUUAAAGAAAGGCAGAUGUCCGCAAACAAUUCCCCUCCAUCAGCCCAGAAGUCUGUGUUACCUGCAACUCUUCCUGCUGUGCUUCCAACUCCUUCUCCAUGUUCAAGUCCUAAGACUGGACUCUCUGCCCGACUGUCCAAUGGAAGCUUCAGUGCACAGUCACUCACCAACUCCAGGGGCUCAGUGCACACAAUUUCAUUUCUGCUGCAAAUUGGCCUUACGCGGGAGAACGUUACCAUUGAAGCCCAGGAACUGUCUUUAUCUGCUGUCAAGGAUCUUGUGUGCUCCGUUGUUUAUCAGAAGUUUCCAGAGUGUGGAUUUUUUGGCAUGUAUGAUAAAAUUCUUCUCUUCCGCCAUGACAUGAACUCAGAAAAUAUUUUGCAGCUGAUUACCUCAGCAGAGGAAAUACAUGAAGGAGACCUAGUGGAAGUUGUUCUUUCGGCUUUGGCCACAGUAGAAGACUUCCAGAUUCGUCCACAUACCCUCUAUGUGCAUUCUUACAAAGCUCCUACUUUUUGUGACUAUUGUGGUGAGAUGCUUUGGGGACUGGUACGUCAGGGACUGAAAUGUGAAGGCUGUGGAUUAAAUUAUCAUAAACGAUGUGCCUUCAAGAUUCCAAAUAAUUGUAGUGGAGUAAGAAAGAGACGUCUAUCAAAUGUAUCGCUGCCAGGACCUGGCCUCUCAGUUCCAAGACCCCUACAGACUGAAUGUGCAGUCCCUUCCAGUGAGGAGUCACAUGUUCAUCAAGAACCAAGUAAGAGAAUUCCUUCUUGGAGUGGUCGCCCAAUCUGGAUGGAAAAGAUGGUGAUGUGCAGAGUGAAAGUUCCACACACAUUUGCUGUUCACUCUUAUACCCGUCCCACAAUCUGUCAAUACUGCAAGCGGUUACUGAAAGGCCUCUUCCGUCAAGGAAUGCAGUGUAAAGAUUGCAAAUUCAACUGCCAUAAACGCUGUGCAUCUAAAGUACCAAGAGACUGCCUUGGAGAGGUUACUUUCAAUGGAGAACCUUCCAGUCUGGGAACAGAUACGGACACACCGAUGGACAUUGACAGUAGUGAUAUAAACAGUGAUGGUAGUCGGGGCUUGGAUGACACAGAAGAGCCAUCUCCUCCAGAAGAUAAAAUGUUCUUCCUAGAUCCAUCUGAUCUUGACAUAGAAAAAGAUGAAGAAGCUGUUAAAACAAUCAGUCCAUCAACAAGCAAUAAUAUCCCGCUAAUGAGGGUUGUACAAUCCAUCAAGCACACAAAGAGAAAGAGCAGCACAAUGGUGAAGGAAGGCUGGAUGGUGCAUUACACCAGCAGGGAUAACCUGAGGAAGAGGCAUUACUGGAGACUUGACAGCAAAUGUCUGACAUUGUUUCAAAAUGAAUCUGGAUCAAAGUAUUAUAAGGAAAUCCCACUUUCAGAAAUUCUCCGUGUAUCUUCACCGCAUGACUUCACCAACAUUUCCCAAGGCAGCAACCCGCACUGUUUUGAGAUCAUCACUGAUACUAUGGUAUACUUUGUGGGUGAGAACAAUGGCGACAGCUCUCACAAUCCAGUUCUUGCUGCCACUGGAGUUGGACUUGAUGUAGCACAGAGCUGGGAAAAAGCAAUUCGUCAGGCUCUCAUGCCUGUCACCCCUCAAGCAAGUGUUUGCACUUCUCCAGGGCAAGGGAAAGAUCACAAAGAUUUGUCUACCAGUAUCUCUGUAUCUAAUUGUCAGAUCCAGGAGAAUGUGGACAUCAGUACCAUCUACCAGAUCUUUGCAGAUGAGGUGCUUGGUUCAGGCCAGUUUGGCAUUGUUUAUGGAGGAAAACAUAGAAAGACUGGAAGAGAUGUGGCUAUUAAAGUAAUUGAUAAGAUGAGAUUUCCCACAAAACAGGAAAGUCAGCUCCGUAAUGAAGUGGCUAUUUUACAGAAUUUGCACCAUCCUGGGAUUGUAAACCUGGAGUGUAUGUUUGAAACCCCAGAACGAGUCUUUGUAGUAAUGGAAAAGUUGCAUGGAGAUAUGUUGGAAAUGAUUCUGUCCAGCGAGAAAAGUCGGCUUCCAGAACGAAUUACUAAAUUCAUGGUCACACAGAUACUUGUUGCUUUGAGGAAUCUACAUUUUAAGAAUAUUGUGCAUUGUGAUCUAAAGCCAGAAAACGUGCUGCUUGCAUCGGCAGAGCCAUUUCCUCAGGUGAAGCUGUGUGACUUUGGUUUUGCCCGCAUCAUUGGUGAGAAGUCCUUCAGGAGGUCUGUGGUGGGAACACCAGCAUACUUGGCACCAGAAGUUCUUAGAAGCAAAGGCUACAACCGCUCUCUGGACAUGUGGUCAGUGGGAGUCAUUGUCUAUGUGAGCCUCAGUGGCACGUUUCCUUUUAAUGAAGAUGAAGAUAUAAAUGACCAAAUCCAAAAUGCUGCAUUUAUGUACCCACCAAAUCCAUGGAGAGAAAUUUCUGGUGAAGCAAUUGAUUUGAUAAACAACCUACUUCAGGUGAAGAUGAGAAAACGUUACAGUGUUGACAAAUCUCUUAGUCAUCCCUGGCUACAGGACUAUCAGACUUGGCUUGACCUUCGAGAAUUUGAAACUCGAAUUGGAGAACGUUACAUUACACAUGAGAGCGAUGAUGCCCGCUGGGAAAUAUAUGCAUACACAAACAACCUUGUAUACCCAAAGCACUUCAUCAUGGCUCCCAAUCCAGAUGAUAUGGAAGAAGAUCCUUAAGUAUCAAAGAGCUAACUUCAGUAAGGAUGGAUUUCAUUUAUGAACUGACACUUGGCUGCACAGCUGUUGUUCUUUAUAGGUUGUCAUCUGAAAGGAUGCAAAGACACAAGGAAGUAUAAGGAAUCGGUGACACCAGUACAGUAGUGCAUAGUGAGUAGGUACAGGAGGGGAAACUGAGUAAUAAAACCCAUAAUGGAAUCAAGACAAAGCUUUUUAUAAACUUUUAUAACAUAACCAAUAACUUUUUUCCCCCUUACUCUUAGUACAAUAGUGGCACUUAAUUUAUCUUCCCUUUCCUGUUCUUACAUUAUUUAAAAAGGAAAAAAAAGGAAAGCCAGGGUCCAAUUACUGCAUACAAGAACUGUGAGGUCGGAUACUGUAAGAUUUGCAUUUAGGGGAUCACUGAAAGACUCCAGUGUUACAAGGACUUCAGACAUCUGGGUAACUGAUCACAAAGGCAUUGAGCAGCUCUUCUUAGAUGCCUAGAAAAGGGAGGGUGGGGCUGUUUUACCUUUUGUUUUGUUUUCUGCUCAAUCAGGAUUCCAAAACACUGAUUCUUAACUUCUUGGAGUUGCAACUCUGAGUAUGCUCUACAAAUAAACUUGUCAUCUUUUGAGUGUUGUUAACACCCUUUAAGAUAAUUUGGGGCAAGUGAUGUUGCCAAGCUAGGAUUGGGAACUGCUGGUCUAAGUGCUGUGCUUCAAUACGUCUUCUCAGACAGAGCUCAGCCUUGCUGCUGCUCACGUCCCCACUGACGCCCUAGAUGCACAGUUGGAUUUCAGCAUUCAGUGAGUGCAGAUCUGAAACUUAAUUAUGCAGUUUAUCUUUACACUGGGUUGGUUAAUUUGAGGGAGAAAGUCAAAUACACACAAAACAUAAGGCCAGCACAGGGUCAGUUAAUGCUAAAGCAAAGAAAAGCCAACCGUAUCCUUUUAUACUUCACUUCACCUGUUGGAGACUUUACAGAUACUGGAAGCAUGGGGGUGGGAAGCUGGAGCAGGAACGUUUGUAAGGAUGGGGCCAUAUUACCAGCAGAGUAAAUGAAAGAAUGAAACCAGCAUUUUUUUUACAUCAGCUCCAGCAGCCAGCUAAAUUUUUUUCUAUACACAGUUUAUGAGAUUAGACUCAUUCGUAACUCUUUAAAGUGGUUACUAAUAGCUUUUCCCUCCAAAAAGUUUAAGAUCUGGGACCAUCCAUUUGUAAGAAAUCUAGUGGCUUUUUGUUUUAUCAUUCCUGAGUAAUCAUUGUAAACCUUUUUUAACUCCAAGAGGUAUAACGUAAAGAGCAAAAGAUUUGGAGUCAGAAAAUCUGGGUUUAAGUCUUGGCUCCAUUAUUUAGACAAUCUGUCUGAGCCUCGAGUUCCUCAGUCUGUAAAAUGAAGGUAAAAAUCCUGGCCUCUACCUUCCUCACAGGGGGUUGUGAAGAUCCCAUAUGUAUGGAUGUAUUCAGUGAAGUGAAAACCAUGAAAGUGUUAACUGUCAGUGCCCACUGAAUUUGAGGUAGUGAAGGAAAAAAAUGCUCCUGUAUAUGAAAGUUCCAGUAUAGACUAGAGAGCCCUUAGGGAUCACUGAAGCUACUUCCUUAUCUAGAGCUAAAAAUAUCCUUGAGAAAAUGAUAGCAGACACUUCAAUGCAGUGCUCCUAUAUUCUAAGCCCUUUACAUGUUUGAAACUCAUUACCCUCACAACGGCCAUGAGGUUUAGUACAUUAUGAACCCAUCUUACAGAUAAGGAAAUUGAGGCACAGGGAAAUUAAGUAACUGCUUGCCGGAGGUCACACAGUUAAUAUAUGGAUUUGAACCCCAGCAGUGUGGCUGCAGAGUCCUCUUAACCAUUAUGCUGUGCUGCCUACACAUAAACAUCUCCCAGCCACAUGGCACAGCGUUUCUCAGUAAUUUGUUCUUAUGUAGGAGUUAUAAAAAUUAAACCAAAUUAACUUGGAAAAAAAGGUUUUAGAGGUGUAUCUUCCAUGUGGUAAAGGAUGACGCCUCCAGAUUUCUCCAAAGUUAAUCUCUUUACGUCAACGUGCACAGAAUGGAGUAAUUCUGGGCCACUUGGCACCCUACUGGCUUUACUGCGUACGGUGAUAAUUAACUGGAAAGAUGUGCAUUUGCUGUACUUAAAUAACCCAACUUUACAAGCCAUGAAAUUAAUUGCACUCUUUGUUAAUGUUAAAUGCUUAAGUUUUCUUAAAAAAUUUGUAAAGUCACUGUCAGAUACUUUGGAGUUGAGAAUAUACUGUAUAACCUGCAUACCCUUUUUUUGUCUUGAAGUCAUUUGUAUAAGAAAUAUUUGUUUGCUAGAAACAUUUGAUAAUGUAAAAAGUAGUCUAUAAUGACACUGUUUAGUACAUUUUUAUAUUUUUUGUUACAUCCCACUUUUUGUAAAUAUCCUCAAAGAAACUUGGUAAUAAAAUGUAUUUCCAUAUCACCAUAUACUUUUCCAUGUGAAACCCUGAGCCUAUGUCUAGUAGAGGUAUCCAAAGAAAAUUUUAUUUGGUUGUGUUACUCACCCAGGCCUUGGAAAUAGAACCAUUUUGGAAACUGUAUUUGUAAAUGGAACUAACGCUAUAUUUAAGAAUGCUUUUUUUAAAAAAAAUCUGUCUAAAAUAAAAAAAACUCAGUAUUAUGGUUUUAUACUAAGUUUAAGGAAAUUACCUGAGGUUUCAUUUCUUGGAAUGAAAGUUUUUAAUAAUUAUAACUAUAAAUUUUUCAGAAGUACCACUAAAAAUUCAACUAGUACAACUACUAGUUUAGAUUUAGAGAAGUUAAACACCUAAUAUCAAAAUGAAUUUUCUAGGUUUUAAGAUAUAAGGCAUUACCUAAUUCUUAAUCCUUAAUUAUAAAAACUAUACUUAUUUGGGGUAGGGAGGCUGCGUCUGUGAGUAUUUUCAUCUUCCAAAAAUUCUUCCAACCAAGUCUUUGAAAAAAGAAAUAUGGAAACAGACCAAGAGUAGCUGGGAAUGGUCCAAGGCUGGACAGCGUUUGAAAAACAAGUGUUUCCUCUUCCUUAGUUUGGCGUGAGAUACAGAAGGCUAGUCCUGUUCUCAGUUAAGCAAAAGAAGCAAUAAAAAGUAACAGCUCCUUGCUCCUCCAAGGAACUUCCAAUAAAGCCUUUUUGUUCCAAGACAUAUGGCUAAUAUUCUUUUCCGUUAAUCUCCCCUAUAAAUGUAUGUUGCUAGUAUAACAGUUCCUGAGAAAGCCCAUGUUUCCAAUAUUAAUAAAGUUCUGUGAACCAAAAAAUGAGAAAUACAUAUAGAAUUAAAUUUUUAACAUUAUUUAGAGGCAAAAUUAGCUCUAUUUAGAAAAUUAUUCCUCCUUGAUAACCUUACUCACCUCAAAUACACUAAUUUUGUUUUUAAUUAUAAAAUUCACAGAUACAUAUGAGAAAAAAUUCAGAUACCACGAAUUUGGGGUGAAUCAAUCAAAAAAUAUGUCUCUCCCCACCCCUCAACCCCACCUCCAGAUUGGGAAAUUUAAUAGUGAUUAAA
Loxodonta africana (African savanna elephant) is the source of this 6945-nucleotide messenger RNA. RefSeq names its product protein kinase D3 (gene PRKD3). NCBI's taxonomy places the organism in Eukaryota, Metazoa, Chordata, Mammalia, Proboscidea, Elephantidae. The transcript has 19 exons. Bases 785 to 3457 code for a protein of 890 amino acids. Gene Ontology annotation, biological process: protein phosphorylation. The record is from RefSeq and is a predicted model, not a curated record. Gene Ontology annotation, molecular function: ATP binding; protein serine/threonine kinase activity.